Prunus armeniaca (apricot) is the source of this 438-nucleotide messenger RNA. The record is from the annotation of a GenBank genome assembly. Lineage: Eukaryota; Viridiplantae; Streptophyta; Magnoliopsida; Rosales; Rosaceae.
AUGACAUUAGUAUCGGUUUUAAGAGAAGUUGAUUCAGAGGAGAGACCUGCUAUGGGAUUUAUUUAUGAGUUAAUGGAUGUUGCAAAAGAGAAGACUGCUUUUAAUUGUGGAAAAGUUGAAAGAAAGUAUAAACCAAUUUGGAGAAGAAUAGACGAAAGAUGGGGCCUACAACUUCAUCAACCUUUACAUGCUGUUGGUUAUUAUUUGAACCCUCAAUUGCGUUAUGAAGAAACCUUUUCUAAUGGUAAUGAAGUGAGAAAGGGAUUGGAAGAUUGCAUGACUAGGAUGUUGUCUUUUGAGGAUUGUAUGGCUGCUGAUAUCCAGUUGGACUUGUAUGAUGAGGCAAAAGGAGAGUUUGGAAGUCGUCUUGCUGUGAAUUCAAGGAAACUACAAACUCCAGGUUAUAAUCUUUACUUUUUCAUUUUCAUUCGAGAAUAA